This is a messenger RNA of Plasmodium yoelii, 1260 nucleotides long. RefSeq names its product conserved protein, unknown function. Gene Ontology annotation, molecular function: calcium ion binding. Gene Ontology annotation, cellular component: endoplasmic reticulum. The coding region runs from base 1 to 1260 and encodes 419 amino acids. The record is from RefSeq and is a predicted model, not a curated record. Lineage: Eukaryota; Apicomplexa; Aconoidasida; Haemosporida; Plasmodiidae. Gene Ontology annotation, biological process: endoplasmic reticulum calcium ion homeostasis. The transcript is spliced from 3 exons.
AUGCAAAAGUUUAGAAUAUUUGUUUUAUUUUUUAUCGUAUAUAUCUCCUGUUUUUUGGGCCAAUCAAAGAAAAAUGAUGAUGAUAUAAUUAUUAUGGACAGUUCCGAUGACUCCGAUAGGAAGAAUAGUGAUCCGAUAGAAAAUGAAGGUCCUAUAAAUGAUAACGUGGACAAUCCACUACAUGAUAAUAUACAGAAUAGCACAAGUAAUAGAAUACAAAAUGAUAUGCAUAAUAUGCAUGGAUUACAUGAUUUGUAUUUAUAUUCAUGGUAUAGAGGAGAUAAGAAAGCAUUUUACGCGAAAAUAGCAGUUUUUAUAUUUAUUUUAAUUAUUGUUAUUGCUAAUGCAAUCAUAUCAAGGAAGACAAAUAAAAUGAUCGCCCUUUAUUGGUUACGAACUUGUAAAGAUAUAUUUUUACAACAGUUUGCAAAAAUUGGUGAUGAUAAAUCAUUUUUAUUGGAAAGAUCAUAUCAUAAUUAUGAUUUUCAAUGUACUGGUCGAAAAAAUUGUAAUUAUUAUUUUGUAAACUUAAGCCUAAUUAAAAGACAAUGUAUUUGGAGAUAUUAUCUUUUAAAUUAUUUUGUAAACCAACAUGAUACUAUGUAUAUAGCUGUCAACUUUGAUAAGCUCGAUAAAAAUGUUUUAUGUGUAUAUAAAAAACAUCAAAAAAAAAAUAUUGAUUACCGUUUUCCAAAUAUAAAUAAAUAUACAAAAUUAAUGGAUAAAUCAGAAUUAAAAAAAAUAUAUGAUAUUAAAGCAGACUCAUCUGAGAUAGUCAAUCUAGUGCUAAGUGGAAAAAUUUUAAACUUUUUAAAUACUUAUGAUAAAUAUAUAAAUUAUAUGUGUAUCACCGAUAUACCAUUAUAUGAUGUGGAAAAUAGAAUUCCUGAAAAAAAAGAAGAUAACAAGCAAAUAGAAAAACAUAACUUUUUAUUUUUAAGUUUUGUUAUCCCCAAAAAUCCAGAAGAUUUACGCACAUUAAUCAACUUUUCUAUUUACAUGAUCGAUGCUUGUCAUUGCAUUGAUCUAUCAGAAAAAACACGAGAUAAUGUAAAAAAAAUAAGGAGUAUUGUUGAAAAGGAAGACGAAAGAAGAAAACAAGAAUUAAGAGAAUUACAAGAAAAAAAAAAAGCAAAAAAGUUACAGGAGGAAAAUGAAAAACUUAGUAAAAUGUCACCAGAGCAACAAAGAAAGUAUGAAGAGAAAAAACAAAAAAAAAAUAUGAAAAAAAUGAAGAAAUUUAAAAUUAUAAAAAUAUAA